Molecule: messenger RNA, 538 nt
Organism: Laccaria bicolor S238N-H82
Lineage: Eukaryota; Fungi; Basidiomycota; Agaricomycetes; Agaricales; Hydnangiaceae
Exons: 2
Coding region: 371-538 (55 amino acids)
Source: RefSeq, a predicted model, not a curated record
AAUUUGUCUCAAAUUUCAAUUUGUAGAAAUUUAUGGUGAAAAUCGCAUGGUCCCUUUACAUGUGACUGUUUCUUGGCGGCGUCCUAGAGAUAAUAUAGAGAAGCAUUCACAUAUAUUAUAUGUACACGGAGUAUUUCUUGGAGCCGGGGGUCCACAGCAACAACUGAGACUUGAAGCGGACAGUGUGGUAUCGGUUCAGGAGACUUGUAGCGCCUAGACUCGGUAUCAGAUGAUCUACCAGCAUCAUAGACGACGAAACACUAGGCUAGAAAUCCUCGGGAAGAAAGGUCAUGAAGUAUUGCCGCGUGCGCUAGCCUGAAGCAACGGCGCUCAGUAGAAACGUAUGUAGGCGUAGAAGGCUCAACCCUUGAUGAAACAUGGGAUGCUGUGGCGAGGAAGACAUCAACAAGGUACAGCGUCAGGGUCACCAAGAGUAGUUGUUGUGAAAGGUUGUAAGCGGUACUUUGGGGUCUGGAAUGCCACAACGCCUGAACCGACUGUCUGCGAAGCUGUUGGGGGUCCACGGGGCGCCGAAUGA